CUCUGCCAAGAAAGCAGCCUGAUGCAGGUUUGGUUGUGUCUCCAAGCUCUGAUAUGCAGCACCUGAGGAUAUGCCGUCUGCAUACACAUGUACUGCAGGUCCUUGUGCUAAUCAUGGCCUUGCCUGCCCUGGAUGAGCAGAACAGUGUGAGGCCGUUGGCUUGGUGGUGGCAUUUGACCUUGCUUUUCCUUGUCUGAUUGGGAGACCUCCCCAAGUUUGAAGCAUCUGUACAUGGAAUAUGAAGAGGAUGAUGAUAUUUCCUUUGCAAAAUGGAUGAGCAGCUUCUGGGGCCAUGACUUGAUCUAUGAUGGUGAGAAAGAGGGUAGAGGCUACAAGAAGUAUCAGACGCGACUCUUUAGUGAAAGGAGAGCCUCCCUUCCGGCCAGGCUUUCUUCCUUCCAUACAACACGACUUCAUGCUUCUACCAAAGGCUCAUCUUCAGGCCAUCUCAAGGGUUCCAAGGAAUUUAAAGAAGACCAAGAUGUCAAAUGCCACUGCCACAGCAAGGCAAGCAGAACACCGUCAGCAGACAGCUCAUGCUCAGAGACAAGAUCAAACUCCAUCCAGGAAUUUGCAGAGUCCUUUGAAAAACAAUUGCAUCUCAAAAGCAAACGCUCGGUUUCUUUGCAACCUGAAGGCAUGAAGGAGAGAAGAGAAAGAGAAAGAUUGCAUUUGAGAAAAAGCAAGUCUCACAAGGGUGUCAGAGAGAAAUCAGAGCCAAGGAGAGAGCGGGAAGAAGAUGAAAGUUCUGAAGUUUUACCUGCAAAACACAACAGUUUCCAUCACAAGCCACAAGCAAGCAUUGAGAAAGGAUAUUUAUGCACAGGCAGCUAGAACACGUGGAGAUAAUGAAUUUUAACACUCCCUUGAAGAGCAGAGGGAGCAUUCUUGUUUUGUUUUGUCUAGAAAAGGACUGUUAGCUAGAAUAAACCCUAACAUGUAAAAUAAAUGUAAAAUUCAACUGCAUC
Messenger RNA from Columba livia (rock pigeon), 968 nucleotides. RefSeq names its product leukemia NUP98 fusion partner 1 (gene LNP1). NCBI's taxonomy places the organism in Eukaryota, Metazoa, Chordata, Aves, Columbiformes, Columbidae. The coding region runs from base 232 to 834 and encodes 200 amino acids. The transcript is spliced from 4 exons. The record is from RefSeq and is a predicted model, not a curated record.